Molecule: messenger RNA, 2727 nt
Organism: Talaromyces rugulosus
Lineage: Eukaryota; Fungi; Ascomycota; Eurotiomycetes; Eurotiales; Trichocomaceae
Exons: 2
Coding region: 1-2727 (908 amino acids)
Biological process (GO): microtubule nucleation; mitotic cell cycle; meiotic cell cycle
Cellular component (GO): spindle pole; gamma-tubulin complex; equatorial microtubule organizing center
Molecular function (GO): gamma-tubulin binding; microtubule minus-end binding
Source: RefSeq, a predicted model, not a curated record
AUGGCCCGUUCCGCGGCCGUUGGAAUGCUAAUUGACAGUCUCAUUGUGACUAUAACACGCUCGGAGAAGGACUCAACUAGCUUUCAAAAUGCAAAAGCACGCUCUAAUAUCAUCCUCAAAGAGCAUAGCCCUGGCAAUCGCACGGAUCCAUUUGCCGUAGAUAGGCACUUUGACGGCUUGAUAGAGAAAUUUCGGGUUCUGAACAAAGAUGACUUUGCCGACAGCCUCGGCGUGCGCUUGAGCGAAGCAGAGAGCCAACGAAUCUCAUGGAUGCCGGAAAUUUUUUCUUUAUUGCAGCAGCUUUCGGACCGGCCCGCAAAUGUAGCUCAAGUACCAAGAUUCAGUCUUGCGGAAUCUGAAGACUCUCCUGCCCUGAAAUGGACGGAGUUGGACCCGGCGGGGUCUGCCUUUGCAGAGGAAGACAUAUGGGCUGAAGUGGACUACGGAGGGUCAUCCUCUGAAGACGAAGCCUCAACGGUUUCCAGCAACGUUUCCAUUCCUAGAAUCAUCCCUCAAAGCGCGAAGCCGUCGCAAGAAGAAUUCGAGAUUCCCGAGGAGUUCAUCCAAUCCGGCGAAGACGAGGAAUUGAUAGCUACUAUCAAGACCGGACAUUUCUGGGAGUACGACUCGGCUGCAGUCCGAGAGUUCUCAGAAAGUCACACGCGAUUCAUCACAGAGUUGCAGGCAUCCCGAGAGAUUAUUUUCAUGCUCCAAGGUCUUCCUACCUCUUUGUUCUGGCAGCUAGACAACAGCAUUGCCGUUGAUAGAAGAUUUGCGCUCCGCCACGCAUCAAAUGCAGCAUUCCUGCAAAUCCUGCGCUCCUGUGCAGACACCGGAGCGAGACUUGGCGCGGUGAGACGGUUUGUGAAAAGUUCACAGUCCGUAAUUUUCCUCCAGACUUUUACUAGAGGUCUCGAGAUCCUGCUUCACGAUUUCGAUACGUUUUUGUCAGGGUUACAGCUGAGGUAUCUUUCAACCGACCAAAAAGUUACAGUCAGUUUGUUGCAACUGGUGGAAGAAGUUAGGACGAAAGUUCGAGUACUUCUACUAUUAGCAGACUUGGUGGCACAGCUAGAAACUGCCCCUUCUAGUCAAGCCUUUCUAUGCCUAGACUUACUAUACGACCUCGUCUGCUCUAAUCAAGCUUCAGGAAGCGAAGAUGAUUACAAGUCACUUGCAAAGCUGUUCUUUUCUUGUUUCGAGGCAUACACACAACCUAUUCGUAUGUGGAUGGAAACUGGACAGUUGGAAAAAGGACAGGACACCUUUUUUGUCACUGAUAUCCAUCGAGGCAGCGACCUGCGAACUCUUUGGCACGAUUGGUAUUCUCUCGUAGAAACCAAUGGUCGGCUAAAUGCUCCAAAGUUUGUGAAACCAAACGCUCGCAAGAUCCUCACUACCGGAAAGAGCAUGAUCUUCCUUCGCAAUCUCAACAUUUUGCCCGAAAGCCUCGGGUUCGAAAAUAGACGACCUUUUGUAUUUGAAGACGUAUGCCCAGAUGGUCCAGCGCUACAGCUUCUUCCUUUCUCGGGUUUGCUGGACAAAGCAUUCGAGGAUCUCAUUGCCACUAACCACCAAUUCGCCUCAAAUUUUUUACGAACACAACUCGACGAACAAUAUGGACUAUGGAAUUCUCUCUCGGCGUUGCAAUAUAUUUACCUUUGCAAAGACAUUACAGUCUCGUCGUUAAUUGACAACAAGAUUUUUGAACUGAUUGACAAUGGGCAGGGAGUCUGGAAUGACCGGUUUCUCCUUACCGAGUUGGUGCAAAGUACCUUUGAUGAUAUUGCCUGUGUUGACCCUUCUCGUCUUCUCAUGCGCUCAACCCGCACUCCCUAUCCAGAUAGUGGGACUCAGAACAGAAGCGUCAAAAUCCUCAAAGUAUUGUCCAUGGAUUAUAUACUGCCAUGGCCCGUUGCCAACAUCAUCCCCAAAAGUGCUAUUGCGACAUAUCAACGCAUAUUCACGUUUUUAAUGCAAAUCCGAAGAGCAAAAUACGUUCUCGAAAGACAACGACUCCGAAAAGAAGACGAUGACUCGGAAGGGUUUCGUGUUAAUAUUGGUGAUGAUGGCGCAGGUUACAUUAUCCGCCAUAGUCUGCUAUGGCUCACAAAUACCAUUUACAGCCACUUUACAGAAUUAGUCAUUGCCAUGAGUACAGCGGACAUGGUAAAGGGACUCGCAGCCGCCACAGACGUUGACGCCAUGAUUGCCAUGCAUGAAGCCUACAUGUCCUCCCUUGAGCAGCAGUGUCUCCUCUCGGACAAUCUCGCACCGAUAUACAAAGCCGUUAUAAGUCUGCUGAACCUGUGUGUGCAUCUGGCAGACAUUCAAUCAGCACGCCACGGCCAGAACCGAUUCGAGAAAUCCAACCGCUCUUUUCAUUCGUCUUCAGGCCGCCGAAAGCAUUAUCGACGCCACCAACACCGACGGAGAGGUUUCAACGACUUCUCUGACUCUGACGAUGACGACGAUGAAAAAUCCAACGACGAAGCUGAUAAUGUUCACGAUCAUGAUGACUAUGAUGAGGGAAAUACGACUAAUAUCUCGUUUCUCGAAUCGCCCUACUCUGAGAGAUUGACUCAUGUCAGAGAGAAGUUUGAGCGGCUACUGGCGUUCAUAAUAACUGGACUGAGAGCAGUUGGCAGGAUAGAUGGACAGCAGAGUUGGGAGAUGUUGGCGGAUAGGCUGGCUUGGAAAACGAGGCCGAAUGAUGUAUAUCGAUGA